Molecule: messenger RNA, 4872 nt
Organism: Puccinia triticina
Lineage: Eukaryota; Fungi; Basidiomycota; Pucciniomycetes; Pucciniales; Pucciniaceae
Exons: 4
Coding region: 1-4872 (1623 amino acids)
Molecular function (GO): protein binding
Source: RefSeq, a predicted model, not a curated record
AUGCUCUUACCUAAAUUUGCUACCCACAUCUCACCUUUCAAGCUUUCCCAUUUUGCUAACCGAGGACACCAGCACAUACAAUCAACCUUUCGGAACACCUUCAACUUCAAUCUCAGUUCGACUGUCGGCCAGAACUCUCACAAUCUCAGCAACUCCACCACUGCUACCGGACUCGGCAGUUCCACCUCCGGAUCGAGUGCCUCUGGCGGAGCCGGUGGAGCGAAAUGGAACGCAGGUAGUCGCACCAAUUGGAACCAACAGGCUCACAGCCGUCUCCUCACACAGACUAACGCCACUUCUCAAGACGGUCUUGGCUCGAGGUGGACUGAGGAUGAUGAAGACCGUGAUGAACUUCGCCCUAAGUACCUCAGCACGAUCGGCAUCUACAACAAACGGAACCGCACCAUCUCCUCAAGGUGGCAACACGAACAAAAUGUGCUCAACUCAACUUCAAGCCUCGGAUUGGAAGGUGUCAAUCUACAGGUCACCUGUAAGACGGCAUUUGUUGAACCGAACUCAGCCAACUCGACCGGAGAUCCCUCGACCGAAUCCCUCGAUCAGAUUCUCGCCUCAUCUCAUGAACUCCGUUCCUAUUCAAACUCGUCGACUCGUCCCUACCGCCCGCUCUUUAUCAACCGGAAACCCAGUCGCAGACAUUCCAUUCAUUGCAUUCCUGCCUCCGGGUCAAUCGUCACGGAUUCAACGACUCAUGCCCGCAGGUUUUCCACUGGAAAUCUCGCCCUGUCUGAAUCUACGUGGCUGAGCAAUCCGACCGACAGUGCACGAGCAGCUCGGCGAGACCACUCAACUGUAGCCCCUCAGUCCCAGCCUGGGCUCGGCGAGAAUGGGCCUCUGAUGACCAACCCAUCCCCUCGAUCGGAUAAGCUGGAUCCAAACCAACCACAGUCAUUCGAUCAACAAUGGCUUCAAAGGGCGACCCACACCAUUCUGACAACCGAUCAGAAUUACCAUUCGACCUUUUACCAACUUCGCAGGAUGUUGGAUUCUUACAUCAGCUCAACCACCCAACCGAGUUCUGAUGUGAUCGAUCUGCUGUUCUGGGGAAUGGUCGCCAACAAACCGAACCAGGAGCCGAUCGACAACCUGUUGAAAUGCCACCACUUCCUCCUCCAGAAUACUGCUUUCCAGCCGACCCCUCAGACCUACAGCAUCUUACUCAGUGCUCUAUGUAGACGGGAUCUCAACAACGCGAAAGAGGUACUCUAUCGCAGGACCCGACUGGCCCACCUCGCUGUCAACCAACAGCUAAACCAAAGCCUGCCCAAUCUCUCCCUUGUUCCUGUUGACGCGUCUGAGGACAACAAGGUGAGCAUUCAUUUGGAUGCUGAGCCCAACUACCUCUACGCCACCCGGCUAUUCGACUCCCUCGAUCGGGAAAUCAUCAAGCAGCUUCAACCGGCAACUCUAGAGAACCUGAUUCAAGCUUCUGCAAACAUCAAUCUCUUUGACCCCGAUCGCUCUAAAGUCAACCCUGCCGCUCGACUCGAACUUGCAACCAAGGCAUUCAAGAUCUUGGAAGACCGCCAGGAACUGACCGCUGAAUCGUAUUCGAAUCUGAUUGUCCUCUUGGGUUUCACAAACAAACUGCCACAGGCCACGGCUCUGUUUGAAAGCUACAAGCAAUCUCGAUCUGAUCCCGAUAGCCAGAGCUCGACUCGGGUUCAUCAGCAUGCCCUCCAACCUCCAUCUUCUUUGACUCGGGCGGCCCCUGAUUCUUUAACUGUGCAGAGAUGCCAAGCUGAGCCUGUGAGCGAAGAUAGCGAUUCGCGCGUAUUACUGUCUCUGAUGCGCGUCCACUUGGCUGCCGGAGAUACAUUUUCGGCUGUCACCUUGUUGGAAGAAUCUUUGCGACCGACCGUCGAUCCAUUGUCGACUUUCAAGAGCAGCGCCGAGCACAUCUUGGAAGUCAUCCUCGGCUUUAUCCGGUUGGGAGACUAUUCCUCAGCCUCGACGUGGAUCAAACGACUCUUCAGUAGUGAUCCUGCCACUUACCAUCUCAAUGAUCCCAACCGUCGCCGAGAGUUCAUGGACCGAAUCGUCAGUCAGGUCUGUGGGCCCACCCGUGGGUUUGAGGGGAUCGGCGUGGCAUACGAUGCGGCGAUGAUCAGCAUCGACCAGAUCGACUUUCAGUUCGACAGUCGAGGCAUGGCCGCUCUCAUGGCCAGACUCCGGAACGUGUUGAAUUCAGCUCUGGUCAACGCGCUCCAUCAGUCAGCGUGUCUCAACUCAUUGGCCCACCCGGACAACCCAGCGAUGAUCGUGAGGAUCCAAGACUCGCUGGAGAAAGCAUGCUCGAUCGUCUGCUAUCUGAUAACGAAACGCGCGGCCUUGUUGAAGGCUGACAACGAGAAAGUCGAGGCGAUCUCGGACUUGCAGACCUACGGGAUGAUCGAGAACUUCGCCAAUCGGGUGAUCCAGAGCUGUGCUGCGGUCAAGAACCAAUGGAUCGGCAACCGCUCCGAAGAGUUGAUGGGCCUCGGUCGGUUCAGUGACGGCUUGCUGGUCCGGCUGAUGUCACAUUACUCAACGCUGCCAGACAUACGGGAUGUCCAGGCCGUCAGCUUGGAGCUCCGUCAGCAAUCCUCGUAUCUGACCGGCCUUCUGACGAGCUAUCAGAGCCUUCUUCAACCAAUCCCGGGAUCCGACGAUCACCCGACACUGCUCCAACACCAGUUCAAGUUCGGAUUGCAAAUCACCACGCCGAUGAUCCUCAACAACCUGUCUCUGACUCUUGCCUCGCAGUUCCACAAGUCCUACGCCUCAACUCCUGGCAAUGAUCUCCAGCUGACUUCGAUCAAUGAUUGGGCUAUAUUAUUGAGCAUUGGUGCGAUACUGGAGAUCCAAGCGCGGGAGGGCAAGACUGCUGACAACAAGCAGAGCGUCCUUGAACCCUUGAUGGCCCGGUUCGGGGCAGCGCUACGAAACCCGCAUCUGCAAGUCGACCAGCUGGACCCGACCUUUGAUCUCCAACUCCUGCUUCGAGUCAUACACCAUUACCGUCUCAAGACCACCCCCGCUGAUCCUCGUCUUCAGGCUUUCUUCACUAAGCUUCAGCAAGACUUCCCCAGCUGGCAGUCCGAGUCCUCUGCCCGCUUCGAAUAUUAUGCCAAACAGGCUGAUACUCAAUCGUCUAAUCGGUUCGGAAAGCUACGGGAAGGCCAGACCCCCCUCGAAAGCUCUCCCGGCGGAGUCCCACCUGUGAGCCACAGUCAACCGCCCUCUCCCUGCCAGGCCGUGCCCAGCAGAGCUCCAGUAGCCUCCUCCCCACCAGCGACUGCUGAGUUCAGCCUACCGGCCGAGCGGCCGGCGUUCAAGACGUUCAACGAGCAGCUGAGCCAAGUCGCGCUGAGCAUGUUCUGUUCGAAGGACGAGCACGAGCUGAACCGGCUCCAUCGGGCGGUGCAAGAGUCGACGAACGCGGGGCAUUAUCUGAGUGCGGAUGCGUUGUCGGCGCUGAUCGAGACGUUCGGCCGGCUGGGCCAGCUCGACCGGCUCCGAGAGAUGUAUGUCAACGCGCACAUGGCCCUCGCGUCCCUCGAUAGCACCACCAAUGAGGCCCGUGCCCUCCGCUCUAUCAGCUGGACUCGCGUCGAGGAUCGGAUGAUCAUCGGCCUCGCCUAUUGCGGCUUGCUCGACGAAGUCGCGAUUCACAAGAGCCGCCUGCUCGAUAACGGUUACUCUCCCUCUGCUGACGCCUAUGCUGCUAUGAUCCAACACGCUCAAGAAACUACUGAUGACGCAAGCAUGGCCCUCAAUUAUUUCGACGAAGCCAACCGGAACAAAGUGAGCCCGAACACGUUCCUGUGCAACACGAUAAUCUCGAAGCUGUCGAAGGCGCGCCGGUCGAAGGAAGCCUUGCAGGUGUUCGAGCUGAUGAAGUCGUUGAACGUGAUGAGGAACUCGGUGACGUUCGGGGCGAUCAUCAAUGCGGUGAGCAAGACGGGCGACGAGGCCAAGGCUGAGGAGCUCUUCCAGGAGAUGCUCGUCUCGAAGAACUUCAAGCCCAGGAUCCCGCCCUUCAAUACGAUGAUCCAGCUGUUCACCCAGCACGCUAAACAGCCUAAUCGGGAGAAAGUCUUGCAUUACUAUGGGUUGAUGCAGAAGUAUGAGUUGGCCCCGUCUGAUCAUACGUACAAUCUACUGAUGCAGGCGUAUGGGAUGAUCGAGCCCUGUGAGCCGGCAGCUAUGGAGAGGGUGUUCCGGCAAGCGUGUGCGGACCGGAAGGUGUCGAUCACGGGUGCACAUUGGUCGACGUUCCUGAAUGUGAAGGGAUGUGUGGAGAAGGACCUGGAGGGAGCGAUGGCGCUUUUUGAGCGGAUCAGCCGGGACCCGAGUGGGCAGCCGCGCUACCAUCGCCGGGGCGGCGCGGUUGAGAAUGUUGUCCGGCUGCCGGACGCGGUGUGUUACGAGGCGCUCUUCAACGUCUUCCUCGCCUUCAAGCGGGCCGACCUGGUGCCUGCUUACAUGGCCCGGAUGAAGCGGGACGGGGUGCACAUGACGGCGUAUGUGGUCAACACGCUCAUGAAGGUCUAUGCGGCCUCGAACGAGCUCGAGACUGCGAGGAGGCUCUUCGAGAGCCUCGUCGACCCGCCCCCGGGCCAGCCUGCGCUCUUCAACCAUCCCCAAAACUCCCCCAAGCCUACGGCCCCCUCCCAUCUCCUGCCUGUCAACGGCUCGGUGGGCUCGGUGGACGACCCCGUCUACCGCGAACCCUCCUGCUACGAAACUAUGAUCCGCAUCGAGUUCGGCGCUGGCAACCUCGACCGCGUCCAGUCCCUCCUCGAGAGACUCGACCAUCGCAACUACCCCGCGGCUAUCGUCUCCAGGAUCAAGAAAAUCGUCUCUUCUUAA